Trematomus bernacchii (emerald rockcod) is the source of this 1394-nucleotide messenger RNA. RefSeq names its product interleukin-12 subunit beta (gene il12b2). The record is from RefSeq and is a predicted model, not a curated record. Lineage: Eukaryota; Metazoa; Chordata; Actinopteri; Perciformes; Nototheniidae. The transcript has 8 exons. Gene Ontology annotation, molecular function: protein binding. Bases 211 to 1236 code for a protein of 341 amino acids.
CAUGCAAAACAGUAUAGAGGAAAUGCUCUUAUCGGUUUACUAUAGCGAUUCGUUUCUCUCUCUCCCCUCCAAGAUGACACAAUGCUGGGGAGGAUGACGACAACAACAUGAUGAUAUAAAAAUGAUGCCCAGUGAUCAGUUGGAUCAUACAAUCAUCAGGAUUCAUCUCUUGAUUUUUUAACAGCGACACUUCAGUGUAACUUCAUCAAAAUGAAGUCUCUGUUUCUGUGGAUGAGUGGGCUUCUGUUCCUCAGCCUCACCGGAGCACAAGACCUCAAACACUUUCCGGAACACUUUGUGGUGGCAAAAAAGAAUGAUGCAAAUCCAGUCACGCUGUCCUGCCGUACCAAUAUCGAAGGAGAUGUCACAUGGAAAUUUCAGCUGGAGGAUGUCGACAUCGAGGAGAAUAUCCAGCAGAACGGUCUGAAUCUCUCCGUGUCAGCGGUAGAUAUGCCCAUGUUGGGAAAAUACAGCUGCUGGAGAGGAGAAGAAAUGUUAUCAUCAACCUAUCUGCUGCUGGAGGCUGAGGAGUCUGAUUAUCUCUCUUGUCGGGCAAAGUCUUAUGACUGUAACUUCAGCUGUGUCUGGAUCGACAAACGACAAACCGCAGUGCGCCUUGGACUGGGCCGUGAAUGCAGUGAAGGUGGGAAGACGUGUGAUUGGGUCAGCAGUGAUCAGAAGGAUGGGAGAUUCCAGUUUGAGCUGAACCACUCGCUCUCACCCUACACUGAGGAAAGCACCCAGCUGGAGGUCACCGUGGAGGCCAUCGUUGAACUCUCCGUCCUCAGAAAGACCAAGAGAUUUUAUCUCAGAGACAUCAUUGAACCUGACAGUCCCAGCAUUGUGAGGUGUCAGGAGGGGAAGGAGGACCUGAACGUCACCAUCGAUGCACCAUCCAACUGGUCCACUCCGCUCAGCUACUUCAGCCUGGAGCACCAAAUUGAAUACGUUUUAAAAGAUGAUGGCAAGACUGGACGUUCUUCUUCUGUUCUGAUACCGAAGAGGAUCAGCAAGCUGAGGGUUCGCUCCAGAGACGCAGUGGUGCUCUCAGCCUGGAGCCAGUGGACUGCCUGGAAAAAUGUGAUUACAGGGAAAGAUAAACUCUGCAAAUGCAAAAACAAAGCAAAGAUAUGCUGCUCAGAGUUGCCAUCUGAGUACUUGGAAAACUGCAAGAACAGAAAAGGAAGAAAAAAAGGGAAAAAAAGUGCUAAGAAGACUUUAAAAUACAAUGCUUAAUAAAUAACAUCCAUUGCAACUGGGGCCAUGCUGGUGUACAAACACCUUUGUUUGGAAAUAACGUAAAUGUGGAUGUAUAUUUGUAUACAUGUUUUUAGGGAUAAUGCAAACACAUCUAGCCGUGCAAUAAAUCUAUACCUUCAUGAGCAUUAAUUUCA